AGUGCGGUGAAAUCCAAUGAGAGUGAGGUUAUGUCAACACGUUGCAUUACAAAGCGCAACGCUCUACGUCACACGUUAUUUAAACAGAAAGUGUUUUCUAUCCGUUGCCAAACCUGCUGUGACACCCGGACGAGUUUUCCCCUUCUUCAGCGACCUUGAAAUACUUUGGAAUAAGAGUCAAUGCAAUGCCUGCGAGUGGCUCAGCCGGUACAGGAUGAUAAGCUCGGAGUCUCUGACCCUGCUGUCGCAAAUGGGUGCAGAACAUCGUGGAGAAAAUGUGCGAUUUCCCGGGCCCCUGUACACAUUGAUUGGCAAGGCUACGGUGGAAGACCAGGUGAGGUUUCUUGCCUUGACCUUAGAACAAAUCAUCCAACUCAUGGAUGCCAGAGAGCACAUGAAUUCAGUGAAAUGGAACCACAAGACCAUUGAUAAUUUUCUAAGUGUCCUGCACAGGCAGUCAUCUGAACUAAAAGAAUGUGUGGCUCAAUACCAUAAGUCAUCACACAAGAAGGCUUACGAGAUAAGCAUAAAAAGUCACUUCAGGGAUUUAAUGAAAAUUCUAAAGAAAAAGGAAUACAGUGCUCAGGGAUGGGAACAGAUCCGGGGAGCUGUGAGAAGACACCUUAAAAGGAUGGACAUCAUUACAUAAUCCCAAGAAGUAAGAAAAGAAAGGGAGAGAGCCGAAAGGGACAGAAAGUACAUGGAGAAGAAAAAAAUGCCAAAAAGAGGAAAAUAUUUCAUCAGUGGAGUGAGAGAAUAAAAGGAGUAACUUUUACAUAAUUUUAUGAUUGUAUUGUUCUAAAGAUUGUACCAAAUAUCCUAUUUAUAACUAAAGUCUUGUUCUAAUGUUUUUAUGAGAACAACCUUUAACUUGUCAUGUUGUGAUGCUACACAUUUGUUGCUACACAGUUUAAGAAACAUAUAGACAUGCACACACAAACAUGUUCAUUGUCCUGCUACUUUGUCAUGUCAUUUUGUUUUAAAAUUAAAUGAAUUGUUCAUUGAUUCAUCGGCAUGUUUAGUUUGAAAUUUGAUGGCCCAUUUAACCUGAUAAGGUGGCCCAUUUUACAUGAUAAUGGUGUGGUUGUCUUUUUGGGUGACCUUUGACAAAUUAAUUACUGUGGGACAAAAACAUAUUUUUUUAUAGCACAUUAUGUAUUUAGAAUUAUAAAGGAGACCUGAAAUAACAAAAAGAAACAUGAUUUGAUUUGAUGUCCACUUAAUUUGAUAGGUGUUUAAACAAUUAACCAAAAAGUGGCCCAUUUUAGUUGAUUUCACCCUAAGUGUAUAGAUAUUUUUCAAGUCUCCUUUAAAGAAAAGACCUUAAGUCUACUAGUUUUGUUAUAGGACAUGGUUGUAUAAAAUCAGUUAAAUUAAUAAUGAUAAUAAUAAUAAUAAUAAUAAUAAUAAUAAUAAUAAUAAUAGCCAC
Myxocyprinus asiaticus (Chinese sucker) is the source of this 1429-nucleotide messenger RNA. RefSeq names its product interferon a3-like. Gene Ontology annotation, cellular component: extracellular region. The record is from RefSeq and is a predicted model, not a curated record. Gene Ontology annotation, biological process: defense response; response to exogenous dsRNA. The coding region runs from base 17 to 649 and encodes 210 amino acids. NCBI's taxonomy places the organism in Eukaryota, Metazoa, Chordata, Actinopteri, Cypriniformes, Catostomidae. Gene Ontology annotation, molecular function: cytokine receptor binding. The transcript has 7 exons.